AGAGAGUUAAGUGAUCUGUGCUAUAUAGUGAUCAUAACCUCAUUCUCACACACAAAUUUGUUUUUCGCAGGUAUUUUCUGCAAUUUACGAUUUUUCUGUUUUUCUUUGAUUUUUUUGUGCGUUUUUUGAGCUCAUUUCAUGAUGGAGGAAAUGAUGAGACUUAGUAUAGUCGAAUAUAUGGUCUAUUUAAAAGGUUCUGAACAUUAUUCUGAAUAUGUAGUUGAAGGUGAGGAACUUCUAAAUGCAGGGCAUUUAUUAUUAGCUGGGAUAACUGACCAGCAUUUAAACAAAAUAUUUAUUUAUGCUCUAUGUGACGAAUCCAGUACUAUUAACCAUAAUCCCCAUGAAAUAAAGGGUGAAUUAAUGAUCAUUAAGGACAAUGCUUUGAAGAUAAAUGCAAUGCAUUGUUCCUGUACAGCUGGCAAUAGUGGACGAUGCAAACACAUUUCAGCUCUUUUAAUCAAAUGUAUAAGAGUAGAUAAUAUUGAAAGUCUGGAGGAAAUUUCCCAAACGGGUAUUAACAGUGUUUGGUCAAAUGAACAUAAAGACACAAAUGAUAAUUAUAAACCUGUUCCAGUUGAGGAAAUGCCACGUUAUAAACAGAAAAUCACAAGGAGAUUAUCUGUGGAUAAUGCAGAUAUAUUAAACUUUUUUUGUAAGCAGCUUCCAAAUUCUUCAGUUGCAAAACAUAGGCAAGGGAGAAGAGAUUGAUACCACUCACACAGAUUAUAGACGAAAAUCCAAUUGUACCUAGUACCAAAGAAUAUAUACUUACCUAGAAGAGGAGUUUGAAUGGAACAGAUGGUUACGUUUAUUUGUCACUUCAAAAUACUCCUUGAUACUCUUGUAGAGGACGACUGCAUAAACUCAAAUAGCCAACGAUGCUGCAGCGUAAACUAUUAUUAGGCUUGGGGAAAGUGGGACAAGAAUACGAACAGAGCAUAACUUUGCAUCCAGAUCAAAUAAAAUUUCGAUGCCAUUGAUUUGCAAACUCUUUUUCACAAUAAAAUAUUUAUUUUUAAUACAUUAAAUUGUUACAUUUAUAAUUUAAAAAAGAGGUAUGAAAAU
Messenger RNA from Diabrotica virgifera virgifera (western corn rootworm), 1068 nucleotides. RefSeq lists its product as uncharacterized. The coding region runs from base 139 to 711 and encodes 190 amino acids. Gene Ontology annotation, molecular function: zinc ion binding. The record is from RefSeq and is a predicted model, not a curated record. Lineage: Eukaryota; Metazoa; Arthropoda; Insecta; Coleoptera; Chrysomelidae. The transcript is spliced from 3 exons.